AUGCUUGCGAUCGCCAUUAUGGCAUUCAUCGGACUCAGCACCAUAAUUGGCCUUGCCACGAUCUUCGUCGUGAAAGGUGACCAUAAGAACUUCUUCGUUGCAGGGCGGAACUUGCCACUUUUCGUGGUGGUCGCGACGCUGGGCAGCCAGUGUUUUGACGCUUCGUCUGCUUUGGGCAACCUAGAUUUGGGAUACACCUACCACUGGUGGGAUGGGGGUGCGUUCCCUAUUGGCUUGGGCAUCUCGCUUCUCCUGAAUGGCAUAUUCUUCGCGAAGCCGCUCAACGAGAUGAAGCUGCUGACGCUCCCGGACGUCUUCCACUACAAGUUCGGGCCAGCCACAGAGAUGGUGGCUUCCAUUGGGUUGGCUGAUCUUUUCUGUUCUUGCUGGCAGGUAACCUCGUCGGUUGUGGCAAGAUUGUGUCGUUCUUGUUCGACAUAG
Prorocentrum cordatum is the source of this 441-nucleotide messenger RNA. The record is from the annotation of a GenBank genome assembly. NCBI's taxonomy places the organism in Eukaryota, Dinophyceae, Prorocentrales, Prorocentraceae.